GGCGCAUAUUCAUAUUUAGAUAAGAUUAUUUUUACAUAACCAUAGUUUUGGCUCUAUUUAGCCAACAUCACACUAAUUAAAACGUCUAGCUAACGUAAUUCACGUAUUCCUGCUAGAGAAAUGAAACUUCAUAAUACACAAAAAUGCCAGACCUACGACGUAAACGCUAGAGGUGACGUCAUGCUAACCUUGUACGUGUCGUCACUGUUACUCCUAGGACACGUGUGUGUGACUCAGGCCCGGCCAGGCUCGAGCAACUGUACCAUGUGGGUUGAAUGGACACAGUGCACCGGGUUCCCAGGCACACGUGAGCGAUACCGUUCGUGUGUACAUGAAGUCCUUGAAAUAGCUCACGAAGAACCUUCGUCGCAUAGUCACUCAAAUGACAACGACAUUCCGUGGUGUGAAGGAGAGGAACGUGAGGUCGUACACUGUUUUGAAUCACGUCCAAGUAGAGUUUACGAAGUAAAUUGAAAUAAGAAUGA
Molecule: messenger RNA, 485 nt
Organism: Dreissena polymorpha
Lineage: Eukaryota; Metazoa; Mollusca; Bivalvia; Myida; Dreissenidae
Exons: 3
Coding region: 121-474 (117 amino acids)
Source: RefSeq, a predicted model, not a curated record